CCUGAGAGAGUAGUAGGCUACACGCUUCCCAGGAUACGGCACAACAUCUUGUGUAAACUGUACAUUGGUGAGUGCCAUAACUAGAGUAGGGGCUGCCUCUUCGCUGACAACAUUACUCCCAUUACAACAGCAUUCGAAGGUACGCGUUUUGUCGGUAGAGUAAGUGACUUUUAGGGCGCACAAUGGCUGAGAAGAUAGACAUGGACUCGGGGAAGACAGCCAACGGCGAGACACUGCCGGUGGCCAACGGAGUCCCCGGCUGCAAGAAGACGAGCCGAGAGCCGGUGUCCCAGUGGCUGAAGAGGACGGUGAUGGCCAACCUGCUGGUGAUUCUCACCGUUCUGGGGGUCAUCAUCGGUGUUAUUAUCGGACUUGGUGUGCGCAAUGUGGCUCUGACCAGGACCCAGAUUAUCUACAUCGGCUUCCCCGGGGAGCUGCUCAUCCGGCUCCUGAAAAUGAUCAUCAUUCCCCUGGUUGUGUGCAGUCUGGUGUCAGGCGCGGCCAGCAUCGACCCCAAAGCCCUCGGCAGACUCGGCGGCUGGGCGAUGCUCUUUUUCCUGGUCACCACCUUGAUUGCCUCGGCCAUCGGGGUCGUGAUGGCUUUCCUCAUAAACCCAGGGGUAGUCACAGGCACCAAGCCCCAACUAGCAGGCUUGGAUGACGACCUCCCCCAGCCUAAAGAAGUGAUCGAUUCCUUCUUGGAUUUGAUCAGAAACAUCUUUCCCUCCAAUCUGGUUUCUGCUGCAUUCCAGUCAUAUGCUACCAGCUACAAGCUGAUCACCAGGAAUGGUACGGAUGGAAACCUCAGCAUCACAGUGGAGAAGGUGCCCUUUGGUACAGACCAGGAUGGUAUGAAUAUUCUGGGUCUGGUGGUGUUUGCCAUUGUGUUUGGUGUGGCUCUGAGGAAGCUGGGAGAGGAAGGAGAAAUCCUUAUGAAGUUCUUCAACUCCUUCAAUGAGGCCACCAUGGUGCUGGUCUCGUGGAUCAUGUGGUAUGCCCCGCUGGGUAUCAUGUUCCUGGUGGCUGGAAAGAUUGUUGAGAUGGAGGACGUUGGCAUGCUGUUUGCCAGCUUGGGAAAAUACAUAGCUUGCUGUAUCAUUGGACAUGCUAUCCAUGGCAUUUUAGUGUUGCCCGCCAUUUAUUUUAUCUUUACUAGAAAGAACCCGUACACCUUCCUGUGGGGGAUAUUCACUGCCCUGGCAACUGCCUUUGGAACGUGCUCCAGCUCUGCCACCCUGCCUCUGAUGAUGAAGUGUGUGGAGGAGAAGAACGGCGUGUCCAAGCACAUCAGUCGCUUCAUCCUGCCCAUCGGAGCCACAGUCAACAUGGACGGAGCCGCUCUCUUCCAGUGUGUGGCCGCUGUUUUCAUCGCCCAGCUCAACGACAUCCCUCUCAACUUCAUUCAGGUCUUCACCAUCCUAGUGACAGCCACAGCGUCCAGUGUGGGAGCAGCGGGUAUUCCUGCAGGCGGUGUGCUCACUCUUGCUAUUAUCCUAGAAGCAGUAGGACUCCCCACCAAUGACAUUUCUCUCAUCCUGGCGGUCGACUGGCUCGUUGACCGUACCUGCACCGUGUUGAAUGUGGAGGGUGAUGCCUUUGGAGCUGGCCUCUUGCAGUUCUUGGUGGACCGCAGUUCAAAAUCAGAGCAAGGGGCAGAGCUGUGCGAGGUCACGCUGGGUGAGGAACCGGGCGCCGCUGCACCUGAGCGCUCGCCACUCAUGGGAAAACGGGAUGCAGCCCAGUCUGAAAAGGAGUCUGCGAUGUAAACAAGAUAGUGACAGCAUCAGUUACCCCUUUGUUUGUUUGCUAUGCCAGGCUGAAGCCCCUUUCUGUUUUCACUCCAUCCUGUCCUGAAGUAACAUGAAAGGAGAGAGAGGCCCAGACAGACUGCCAUUCAAAGACAAGACCUUGAGUCAAGUGGAAUGGAAAGAGAACAGGAUGAAAUUAAAAAAGAUGUGCACAGACUUUUCUUUUUGUAGAGGGGCAGCAUUUUUAGAAUCUCUGAAAUCAUUUAAAGAACCGUAGCGUUUUUAUUUUUACUUCUUGUCAACAGUCGUGAUCAUAUCUGACCGUCACAAAAUAUUCGUUGUAAUAGUAUGUACACAAUAUGCUUUAGCUGCUUAUAAGUUAAAACUGUCUUACCCACAUUCAAUCCCAUUCAUGUUGGAAAAAAAAAAUAGGAAAAGCUGCUCUGUGAAACUUGAAGGUUGCUCUGUAACCUUAAGUCCAUACUGGGAACACUUGAUUGUAUGUUCACUAACAUGUCUGUUGUAUAUUCCCUUAAAGUUCACGUUAACACUAACUUUCUCACAUAGCAGUCUUAUAUUUUUUUUUAACCUGCAUAGAAGUGAAUGAGGGUAAGUGUGGGGGUACUGUUAUUUGUGAUGGACAGAUAACGACCACUAUUGUUAAUUAGAAGUCAAAAUAGGAUGCUUCGGUUACUCAAUUAUUUCAUUGUUUCAGCAUCUUGCCACUCAGAAGAAUAGACCUUUUUCUAUGUGUCAAACUUUUUUUCCCCAAGUUUUCAGGCACGAGGGUUUUUAUCAGUUUCUUGCUCUGUAUUGUCUCUGUGAUUGCACCAUGCCAAUGUUGCAGUUGUAUACCUUGUCUCGCCUUAUGGUACGAAAAGAUGAUGGACGAGUUCACAAGAUCAUAUUUAGACGGUUCAACACACCAAAUGAAAUAAUUUCCUCACCGAUGUCAAACAGCUGAAUGAGGGACCUCUUUUUUUUUCUCAAGGUUUCGAAAUAUAACACACAUGCACACAAACAGAUUUACCUCCAAGCGCUUCUGCCUCUCCAGAUGGACCUCGGUGCUGUGGCAGGCUGCAGAACCUCAGGUUUAAGUGUUACUUGAAGGCUGUCUUUCAUCUGCUCCUUGACCCUCUGAGACCAAAACCCACAGACCCGGCAACCCAGCAAACAAGGAGAGAUUUAACUCGAAAUGAUACCCAGUUGAGUGUCAAUUUCAACGAGAUGUGCACAAUUACCUUCAGCCCACUUUUUUACCCAAAGUUCUCACUCUGUUUAGGGCCUUGCUUACCGUAAUUUGGAGAAAAGUGUGGAUGGAUAUCAGUGCAUUGUCAAAGUUGUGGCGGUUGACUGUGGAUAUGCUAUGACUCCUGAGGACUUGGGUGAAAGGUUAAGCUUAUCACAACCUAAGAUAUACAGUGCAUAUUUAUGUUUUGGCUGUUUUUAAAUAGCCACAUCAGACAACUUGUUUUAUCGGCUAUAUGCCUUUUUGUAGAAUAUUUUUAUUGUCUUGCCUCUAAUUAUUUGAUAUGUUUGAUAUUUAUUUCUGUAAUCGAACAAUCCAAAACAGAUACUGGCCGAUGGUUUGACUUGAGAAAACCCUGACAUCACCUCUACAAGUGUAGUGAGGGUCGUUUUUUCUUGUUUUUGUAUCCCCAAUUUGGCAUCAUAUUUGGCAUCCAAUUUUUUUGUUAAACUAUUUCAUGUUGUAGUCACUGGUUAGUGAUGGUUUGUGUAUCUGUUGACCUUUUAUAAACUGGCAAUUUGUGUGUGUGUACAUUGUGUGUACAUCACAUUCUUAUAUCUUGAGAGAAGUCGCUUCUCUCAACGUGUCAGUAUGGUCCGCAUUUGAGAACUGAAGAAUGUGUGUUGUAGAUGUGAUGAGAUGAGGUGAUUGAAUAUAUUUUCUAAUUCAGAAUUCUCAUGUGACUCUAAAAGUUGCACUACUGCAAGUUUAUUUGAUGUCAGUGCUUCGACCAUUCAUUGUUAAUUGUUUAAAGGUAUAACAAAUGGCGUAGGCAUAUGCAUUUUACACAAAAUACAAAAUGUAUCAGUUAAAUCUUUCACUGACUUACAGAGGACACUAUUUUUAUGAGUUUUACUUUUCUCUGUGCUGUUUUAAAUUUCCUGUUUGUCCAUGAACCAAUUGCAGUCCUGAAAUCUCAUUUCUAUAGUCUUAUAGGAAUGUGGGAGGAGCCUUGCCUCACAGCAACCAUUAAUAUGCAAUUUCCCCCCCUCUUACAUGUUUUAUAUUUGUUCUGUAAGGUUCUAAAAAUAGUUAUCAUUCCAAAGAGCCUUAGAUCUUUAAUGUGUGUCUGAUCAGAGAGUGGCAUUGGCGUCAAGGGUACAUAUUGAAACAUUUUCCUGUUACAAGGUAUCUUCUUUAGGUUUAAAUAAUAAAGGCUAUUUUUAAUUUGUA
This is a messenger RNA of Myripristis murdjan (pinecone soldierfish), 4170 nucleotides long. It is a transcript of the gene slc1a5, whose product is annotated as solute carrier family 1 member 5. The transcript has 8 exons. Lineage: Eukaryota; Metazoa; Chordata; Actinopteri; Holocentriformes; Holocentridae. Gene Ontology annotation, molecular function: L-aspartate transmembrane transporter activity; symporter activity; neutral L-amino acid transmembrane transporter activity. Gene Ontology annotation, cellular component: plasma membrane. Gene Ontology annotation, biological process: L-aspartate import across plasma membrane. The record is from RefSeq and is a predicted model, not a curated record. Bases 183 to 1766 code for a protein of 527 amino acids.